AUGACAGAGCCGAUAAUAAGUAUAACAGAUGAAGAAAUACACACUAUAGAAAGAGCAAAAUACCUAGGAGUGAUAUUUGGAAGGAGUUGUAGCUUUGCGGGAUAUAUAGAAGCAGUAACCAGUAGAGCGGAAAGGAAAACGAUGCAGCUAACCAAGUAUGGGAGAACCGAGGCCACAAUCUGGGGGAAAGUAACUGAAAUAGAAAGAAACGCGGACAGAUUGAGGAGACUACAGAGAAAGAUAGCCUUGAAGGUCUCUGCCGGAUAUCGGACCACAUCCACUGACACGCUGCUAGUGGUAGCGGGGAUGCCCCCGAUCGAACUGAUAGAAGAAGAGAGGAGGCUAUGGAGUCAAAGCAAUAAUGGGAAAUGGACGAGGAAACUGAAACCAGACGCGACACUAUGGUAUUGCCAUGGAGAUUCUAACCAGUACCUCCACAGAAUAGGGGAGAUUCCCAGCGAUGUGUUAGUGUGGAAGCGAAAUAGAGACAUCAGAGCAUCUAUUUCUAGAAUGCCAAAGAUGGCGUAG
Messenger RNA from Zophobas morio, 528 nucleotides. RefSeq lists its product as uncharacterized. The record is from RefSeq and is a predicted model, not a curated record. Bases 1 to 528 code for a protein of 175 amino acids. Lineage: Eukaryota; Metazoa; Arthropoda; Insecta; Coleoptera; Tenebrionidae. The transcript has 4 exons.